Messenger RNA from Microthlaspi erraticum, 1512 nucleotides. The record is from the annotation of a GenBank genome assembly. Lineage: Eukaryota; Viridiplantae; Streptophyta; Magnoliopsida; Brassicales; Brassicaceae.
AUGAGUAGUAGUAACUUUCUGUUUCUGGGUAUUACCAUUCUGCUCUUAUCUGGGUUUGUAGCUUCAGCUCCUUCAACGACUUCACCAGCAAAGAUUGUUAAUGGUUUCAUCUCCAAUCACGGCACUUCCCUCAUGAAAUGGUUAUGGUCCUUCAAAACCUCAACCAAAACAGCGGUUUCUGCGAAAUCGAAUGUGAAAUUCGAGAAUGGGUAUAUAGUGGAGACGGUGCUAGACGGAAGCAAACUCGGAAUGGAACCUUACUCUCUCGAGGUCUUACCCAAUGGCGAGCUGCUAAUUCUGGAUUCUGAGAACAGCAACAUUUACAAAAUCGCUUCUUCCUCUCUUUCCCUAUAUAGCAGACCGAGGCUUGUUACUGGCUCCCCUGAAGGAUAUUCGGGUCAUGUGGACGGUAGAUUAAGAGACGCCAUGUUGAACAAUCCCAAGGGGCUUACUGUGGAUGAUAGAGGAAAUAUCUAUGUGGCAGAUACUGUUAACAAUGCUAUCAGGAAGAUCAGUGAAGGAGGAGUCACAACCAUUGCUGGUGGGAAAACAGUUCAUGGGGGAGGUCAUGUGGAUGGUCCGAGUGAAGAUGCAAAGUUUUCGAAUGAUUUUGAUGUUGUUUACGUUGGAAGCAGUUGUUCCUUGCUAGUCAUUGACCGUGGAAACCGAGCCAUUAGAGAGAUUCAGCUCCGUUUCGACGACUGUGCUUAUCAGUAUGGAAGUGGCUUUCCUCUUGGGGUUGCAGUUCUUGUAGCGGCAGGUUUCUUUGGUUAUAUGCUUGCUCUCUUGCAACGUAGGGUCGGUUCUAUCCUUUCUUAUAACACCGAUCAAGAAAUAUAUGAAGCCGUUCCUGAUCAAAAGCCUAUGAAACAAGUCAGGCCACCUCUGAUUCCAGCCGGAGAUGAGCAAGAGAAACAAGAAGAAAGCUUCCUCGUGCCGUUCCAGGUAUUCAUGUCGAAUGCUCGGUUGUUUUUAGCGGAGCUGUGGAGUGGAAUGUUCCCUGGUCUCGGAAAGAAGCAACGAGUCAGCUUCAACUUCAACCUCAACCAUCAAGCAACAGAGCAUUCUGGUUUUAGCACAGCUCCAUGGCCGCCGAUUCAAGAGAGCUUUGUGAUACACGAGAAAGAUGAACCACCUCCCGUCGAGUCCAGGAAUCCCACUCCCAAGAAAACUUACGCUUUCAUGUCCAAAGACGCAGAGAAAAUGCAACAGCUGCGCCAGAGCCGUGCUUUGUACAGAAGCUUGGACCCUGAAUUCCUCCAGGUGCAGCAGCAGCAGCAGCAACAGAAGCCACAGCAACGGAAGCAGCAGCAUCACCGUAGGCAGCACUCAACGAUCCCACACACUGUUUAUGAGCAGAGCAGUGAGAAGACUGAGUUUGUGUUUGGGCCAGUCCAGGAGCAAGAUCGGAGGCGUGUGGCAGCAGAAGCUAAUGCUAAUACUCAUCAGAAUAUUCACUACAGAGCACACCAGUUCGUGAGUUACCCAUAUGGUUACUAUUCCUAUACAUGA